Messenger RNA from Peromyscus californicus insignis, 1692 nucleotides. It is a transcript of the gene Luzp4, whose product is annotated as leucine zipper protein 4. The transcript has 10 exons. Lineage: Eukaryota; Metazoa; Chordata; Mammalia; Rodentia; Cricetidae. The record is from RefSeq and is a predicted model, not a curated record. Bases 1 to 1692 code for a protein of 563 amino acids.
AUGUUUGUCCUGGAGAGGGACAAAGGACUGCCUCUGGACAGAGAGGCGACAGAUGUGGCCCAGCCAAAAAUGGCAGUUUAUGAAGAUGAAAUUGGACUCCAUAGACAUCUAGAAUCCUCUGACACUGAAGAAGAAUACCAUGAGGAGAAUGACAUACAGAGACCAAGCUCCAGAGAGCGAACCAUUACCCCUAUGCAUCAUUGGGGGAGAGGAUUCAGAGGUGGCCAUAGGGGAAGAAACGGGAAUUUUUUUGGACAAAGACUUUCAGAAAAUCAGCCUUCACAUCAUCUGAUGAGGCAUGAUAACAGUGAAGAUCGAUCAGAGUGGAAUGGAAACCAAUCAGAAGAGAGACAGCUACAAAUAGAAGGAAAUCAAGUUUCCUUCAGGAGAGUUCAUGGCCACUCCCAAUCUCGUGGCCGCCAUAUUAUCAGAUCUCAUGGCCCCCACUCCAGAAGAUCUCAUAGCCACUUUAGGAGAGCUCCUGUCUACUCAGAUAGAUCUCAUCUACAUCAUGGCCACCCAGAUAGACCACAUCAUGACCACCCAGAUAGACCACAUUAUGAUCACUCAGAUAGACCACAUCAUGUCUACUCAGAUAGACCACAUCAUGACCAUUCAGGUAGACUACAUUAUGACCACCCAGAUAGACCAGAUCUUGACCACCCAGAUAGACCACAUCAUGACCACCCAGAUAGACUGCAUCAUGACCAUACAGAUAGACCACAUCGUGACUACUCAGGUAGACCACAUCAUGACUAUUUAGGUAGAUCAUAUCAUGAUCACCCAGACAGACCUCAUCAUGAUUACCCAGACAGACCUCAUCAUGAUCACCCGGAAAGACCUCAUCAUGAUCACCCAGACAGACCACAUUAUGAUCACCCAGGUAGACCACAUUAUGACCACCCAGGUAGACCACAUCAUGACCACCCAGGUAGACCACAUCAUGACCACCCAGGUAGACUACAUCAUGACCACCCAGGUAGACCACAUCAUGACCACCCAGGUAGACCACAUCAUGACCACCCAGGUAGACCACAUCAUGACCACCCAGGUAGACCACAUCAUGACCACCCUGGUAGACCACAUCAUGACCACCCUGGUAGACCACAUCAUGACCACCCAGGUAGACCACAUCAUGACCAUCCAGAUAGACCACAUCAUGACCAUUCAGGAGAGCUAAUGAUGGCCAUGGAGGGAGAGCUCAUAACAACCAUACAUGGAGAUCUCGCAGUCAUGAAGAGAGAUAUCGUGGUCAAGCAGAAAGAUUUGGAAGAAUCCAAUCAUCACCAGAAUCUGAACCUGAAAUUGACAGGUAAAAGCAAAAUUAGUACUUUAUCAAUAUUCUCUACAAUAAGAGAAACGACUGAAUACUUACUAGCUCAGGAACAGCAGAGAAAUGAGCUAAUUAAUCUGAAUGGAGAGGUAAAAGAAGGCUACAGCAGCUCUGAAGAAAGUGAUGAAAGUUCUGACAGUUUAUGGAGACCCGAAGUUGAUGCAGAAUUCCUGAAUGGUAGAUACACUACAAUUAAGACUAUUACACGUUUUCCAAAAGGAGUAAGACUGAACUUCAAUGUCGCAGCACGGACUAAUCGGACUAAUCUGUCCCUCCACACUAGAUUCACCAUCCUGAGGACUUUGAGACGUGCCAGAAUGAACAAUGUGAACAAUAGACCCAGAAGACAGGAAGACUGA